This is a messenger RNA of Saimiri boliviensis boliviensis (Bolivian squirrel monkey), 2014 nucleotides long. NCBI's taxonomy places the organism in Eukaryota, Metazoa, Chordata, Mammalia, Primates, Cebidae. The record is from RefSeq and is a predicted model, not a curated record.
GGGGAGAUAUAUAUAUAUAUUUAUAUAUAUAAUUUUUUUUUGGCUCCUGCUAAAAUUAGCAGGGCUCGCCGCGCGCCUGUGUGCGAGUGUGUGCGAGUGUGUGUGCGUGCGGGCGUGUGUGUGUGAAUGUGAUUACUCCAGGACUCCUCGGGCUCCGGAGACGCCAUUUUCCCCCUUGAUAUCUCUCUCCAUAAAUCGGUGGCGCGGCGGAGGCGGCCGAGUCGGGCGGGAAGCGCGGGGCCGGCCGGGGCGCCCGCCGCUCGCCGCCGCCUCCGCGCGCCCGGGGGCCCCGGCGCCCCUCGAGCUAGGGCGGCCAACCCGCGGCUCGCCGUUUGACAGAUGCUCAUCGCCAUGGAGUUGCCGCAGCAGCACCUUUGGGGGCUCGGGCGAGCGACGGGAGCCGGGAUCUGAGCGAGCGCCGGGGCCAGCGGAGCCGGAGCCGCCGGGACAUGGUUGCAGAUCUGAUCUCUUCUGAACUCAUCGUGUCUCCAUCCCUGGGAAUCUGACCCUAGCAACUGGACCACUUUGUUCUUGGAAUUUUGGGUGUCCUCUCUUUUCACGUUUCCCUUUUCCCUUUAUCCCUUCCCCCUCCUGAGAACUCCUGAAGACUGUAGAGAUUGUCAUGGAGUCCAGGGAAACCUUAAGCAGCUCCCGGCAAAGAGGGGGCGAGUCAGACUUCCUGCCGGUCUCCGCAGCCAAGCCCCCGGCUGCUCCUGGCUGUGCAGGAGAACCUUUGCUCUCCGCUGCAGGACCUGGGAAGGGGAUCCCGGUGGGUGGAGAACGCAUGGAGCCAGAGGAAGAGGAUGAACUGGGCUCAGGGCGGGAUGUGGAUUCCAACUCCAACGCGGACAGCGAGAAAUGGGUGGCAGGAGAUGGCCUGGAAGAGCAGGAGUUUUCUAUCAAGGAGGCGAACUUCACAGAGGGAAGUCUGAAGCUAAAGAUUCAGACCACAAAGCGGGCUAAGAAACCCCCAAAGAAUUUGGAGAACUAUAUAUGCCCACCUGAGAUCAAGAUCACCAUCAAGCAGUCUGGGGACCAGAAGGUGUCCCGUGCUGGAAAAAAUAGCAAAGCUACGAAGGAGGAAGAAAGAAGCCACUCCAAAAAGAAGCUCCUCACAGCCAGUGACCUUGCAGCCAAUGACCUCAAAGGAUUUCAGCCACAGAUUAAAGACUCCAGUAAGGAGGAAAUCUGGAAGAGAAGAGGCCAGGGCCUCACAUUCAAAAAGCCAUUCCUGUCCCGGGAACGUGCUGCGUGCCUCUCUUGCCCCCUGGAGCCCAUUCCCCACAAAGCCCACUUAUGUCUCUCACUCUGCCCCUUUCACAGCGAAUCUGCAGUCUGGGUGCAAGAAGUAUAACUUAGCAUGGAUUCUGUAAAGCCCACACCUGUGUUCAUUCCCGGUUCUUUCCAUUCAACAAUUGAGACUUGCCCAAGAUUGUAAACUGGCAAGUGACGGCAUUUGGGUUUAUGGUCUCCUCUGCCUGCUACGUAGACAUUCUCUCUGGGUCUAAAAGAUACCCAGAAAGAUCCAGCUUCACAAUGCUGCCCUGGAGAGAUCAUGCAUUAGGUGGUCCCCACGCAGCAUUCACUGACUUCCAGGGCAGGCUUGAUCCCAUGAGUUGGCUUGCUCAGAUGAUCGCUUAGUAAACACACACCUUUAUUCUCUGGGCCUUUUUUCUAGCUUGCCUUGUAUCAGCUGUGCCAUGGAUCUUUGCUCCCUGAUCCCAUGCUAUGCAGAGUAUGGGCUGCAAGCCACUGUUGGCCUGUCAAUUGUGUGUCUCUGGUCCGCUAUGGGAUACUUUUAGAAACUUUUAUAGCAGUUUGACAUUUUUGUGAUACUCAAGCGUGUGAAUGUUUUCCUACUGGUUUAUCUUUAUAGUAUUUUACCAAAGUAUCCAUACAAAAAUAUGAAUUAAGAACAAAACAUUUGGUCCUUCAUCAAAGAUCAUUUGACAAGCUCUGUUCUAGUUCACCAACACUGAGCUUUUCUGGUUUUAAUAAAAGAGUAGGAUUUGGA